AUGCAGUACAUGACAGCGCUCGUGGCGCUCACUGCGCUGGUGCUGCCCUCCACCGCGGUUCCUCACUCUGUUGGUGCUGCCCGACACACUCCCGAGUUUAAAUUCCCCAGCCAUUGCUACCCCAAUCCUUGCGCCGGCAUCACAUUUCAAAAUGACAGCUAUGUUUGCGGUGAUUCGCGUCUGGGGCCUGUUCAGGCACCGAGAAAGUUUCCCUUAGACAACCAGCUCCGAACCUAUGCGCGAUUUGGCUCGCUGUGUCCUGCAACCUUUCUCGAAAAGUGGGCCGGCUCUGCCAGUUCCAGCGCGUCAUACAAAUACCCACCCGCGAAUGGCUUUGUUGCCAACACUCACGGUGCCCCGAUCGUGGGCAAUGCCACUCUAUCCGUGGGCCAGAAAGUCGACCGCUUCGGCUCGGAGUACGGUUCGUUCCUGGCACCGCUCAGUGCACCGUACAUUGAGCGGUCGCUACCACCGAGUAACUUGGAUACCUAUGAUGGUGAUCAUCCAUUCAAUUAUUAUGUGUACCAAGUGACGAAGAGUUUCGUCGUGGGGAUGGGGCCUAUUGCGCCGUGGUUCGAGCAACCGGGCAUGGGCACUCAAUUCGUGACAUAUACCAACGUCAAGGGGCUAUUAGAGGGCGGCUAUCUGCGUCGCUUGACGCCGGAAGAAUAUGACGAGCCCCAGGAGUACUCCAAUGACUAUACCCCUGGGCCUUCUCAACGAUGA
Molecule: messenger RNA, 726 nt
Organism: Penicillium canariense
Lineage: Eukaryota; Fungi; Ascomycota; Eurotiomycetes; Eurotiales; Aspergillaceae
Product: TNT domain-containing protein
Exons: 2
Coding region: 1-726 (241 amino acids)
Source: RefSeq, a predicted model, not a curated record